This is a messenger RNA of Poeciliopsis prolifica (blackstripe livebearer), 2551 nucleotides long. RefSeq names its product G protein-coupled receptor 171 (gene gpr171). NCBI's taxonomy places the organism in Eukaryota, Metazoa, Chordata, Actinopteri, Cyprinodontiformes, Poeciliidae. The record is from RefSeq and is a predicted model, not a curated record. The transcript has 6 exons. Gene Ontology annotation, molecular function: G protein-coupled purinergic nucleotide receptor activity. Bases 1242 to 2276 code for a protein of 344 amino acids. Gene Ontology annotation, biological process: G protein-coupled receptor signaling pathway. Gene Ontology annotation, cellular component: membrane.
AGUUUGUUCUGAGAGAUGUCUCACUGAUGAUUAUUUUAACAUGUUUCUCAAGGUUAAUUAACACAUGAAAAUAAAUGCAAAUGUUUUGGACCUUGACUGAAAAACACGGCAGAAGAACCUGGAAGGUCCAGGAAGAAGAAACAUUCAACCAAUCGGAUCCCUGAACCGGGUCAGGAGUUCACUGUUUAACGGUGAUGCUUCAUCAAACUGGACUUCAGCUCACUGACUGGGAGUCAAGGAUGAGUUACUGGGAAACUGAGCAUAAAUUAGGAAAUGUGUGAAGAUGUGUUUGUACAGACAGAGACAUGAAAACGUCCAGAUGAAGGAACAUGCAGAGCAGCGUGCAGAGAGAUGAAGAUAAGCGCCUGCAGCAGCCAUUUUGUCCUCAUUUCUCUGUUUUUGGUCAUUGUGGAUCAGUUUUAGUGUUGCUCUGUGGCUGAAGCAAAACUGCUGCUGGUUUAAACCUGAAGACUCUGCAGCUGUGAAGCUCAUUUCGUCUCUUUUAGGGAGUUUUUAAUCUGGAGAGUUUCAGAUUCAGAAAACUUGCUGCUCUUCCUUCCAGUCUGAGAAAAACUGUCAUUUUGAUCUGAUGAGUCUCAACCUGUUUCUGAUUCGUCACCUCAGAUCAUCCGCUUGUUUUUAGCAAAGUUUCCCCGUCUGACACUCAGCAGCCGACGCUUCCUGUCACUGAAAGGUCAUGCGUGUCCGUCUGAGCGAGUGGGACGGGAUGAGAAAUCGGACAGGAUGAGUGUUUUGCAGCUGCCUUCUGCUGCUGGUGACCUUUAACCCACGGCUGUCUGGAACGCGUCACUGGUGGAAAGUGGAUGAUUGUUGUGUUUCAGGGUUUUCAGAACGUAAGGAGGAGACGCUCUGUUUCACCUCGACGUGCCGAAAAGCUCGUCUGAAACCACAGAGGCUCAUCUGCAUCCUGUCAGACUGUCGGCUCUCUGGUUCCUCUUCCCGCCGCAGAAAUCUGAAAUCUGCUUGGUUUUCACAUGUUCAUCAGUGACCAUGAAGAGUUUUAUCUUUUCAUUGCCUUUUACAAUCAAUCAUGAUGAACCAGUCAGAACCAGAACGUGUUGUGUAAGAUAAAUAGAUACUCCAGACAUGAACUUCAUUUUGUUUCACCAGGCAGUGUCUUCCCAUGUGCCUUUGGGCAAACUCUGGUCCAGCCUUGAUCCAGCAGUGCAGAAAGUGAAGCUGCAUGUAUCUGAGCAGAAGAUCAUCCUACGAUCACGAAUAUGGAGCUCCACCUCAACAUCACCCCUACAGGAGGACCUGCAGAGAAAAACUGCAUCGUCAACGACCAGAUGACUCCCUUCAUCGUCCUCUACAUCCUCAUCCUCAGCGUGGGCCUGCCUGGCAGCCUGCUGUCCGUCUGGGGAUUCAUCCAAAGCCGCAGGUCUCAGCAGAAGCAAAGCACCUACGUCUACCUGGUCAACCUGCUUGUGGCCGACAUCCUGCUGCUCUUUGCCCUCCCAUUUAAGAUCUUUAAGGACCUUGGGGUAGCAUCAUGGAAGCUCAUGGUGUUCCACUGCCAGGCCAGCGGCGUCAUCAUAUACAUCAGCCUUUACGCAUCCAUUGCCUUCCUCGCCUUCAUCAUCGUAGACCGCUACCUGAAGGACCGCCACACGGCGCGCUCUCUGCGGCUGCAGGAGUCCAGCUUCGCCUGGCUGUUGUCGAUGGUGGUCUGGAUCUUGCUGCUGCUCAUCAUGGUGCCCAACAUGGUGCUUCCCACAAAGGACAACAAGAUGACAAAGUACCUCAGCUGUUCAUCUUUGAAGGAGAGAAUCAGCCUCCACUGGCACACGCUGACCGUGUUUCUCAACACGGCGCUGUUCCUCAACGCCUCUGCAGCCGUGCUCAUCUCCAGCGCCUUGGCCCUCAAAAGACUCCUGCACAGUCACAGCAACCCCAAACUGUGGCUGGACGCCAGGAAGGUGGUGCUGAGUGUGACGGCCAUGGCGCUGGGCCACACCCUCAGCUUCGUUCCCUACCAUGUGGUGCGGACGCCGUACACUCUGGCCCAGGCCGAGGUCAUCAAGGACUGCCAGACCAAGAGGCAGCUGUUUCUGGGGAAGGAGUCCACGCUGUUCCUGAGCCUGCUCCACGUCUGCCUCGACCCGCUUCUCUUCUUCCACCUGGACGCUGCGUUCAGAGAAACAGUCAGGCGGCUCCUUCGCCGCAGCAGAAACCAGGCCGUUGGUGCAGAGGAGCAGGUCAUGGAGGAAGUGAUGCUGCCACAAGUUCAUGCAGAGGAGAAUACUGCUGUCUAAUCACAGCUCUGCAAAGACGAUGAACAACAUUGCAGAUGCUGCAGCAGAUGCUCCAGACACUGGAUGUUUACGUGAAUUCAAGAACAAAGACCAACAUUUGUGUGGCGCAGUGGUUAGAGCCGCAGAUCGGAUUCAGACUCGUCUUGAGUUCGAGUCUCACUUCCUUUGCCAAAACUUACAAAACAAAGAAAACAGACUUUUAUCUACUCAGCAGGUGUAAGAUGGCUGAACUGGAAUAUUACCAGGACCUAACUGGUAAUAAAGAUGGUACUGUA